Messenger RNA from Acanthosepion pharaonis, 1947 nucleotides. The record is from the annotation of a GenBank genome assembly. Lineage: Eukaryota; Metazoa; Mollusca; Cephalopoda; Sepiida; Sepiidae.
AUGGCGUAUGUUGCGAGUAAUAUUCUCAAAAGUGAUAGCAAAAAACGAAAAGUUGAAGUGAUUAUUACUAAAGGCUUGCCUGACAGGAAAAGGAGUCGGAUAGAAGCAAAAUGUAAACGAAAAGCUGCCCUGCUAUCGUUAUUGCGAGGCAAGCAAGUGCUAGAAAAAGAGAAAGAAAUAAAUGAGGAUGAUUCUGUUAAAAACAAGAAAGGCAAAAACAAUGUUUUAGUCAAUUGUUUGCCAGAUUUUAUGUCUGGUGAAAACAAAGAUUCAGUUGUAUCCAACAUUAAAGCACUUGCAAAAAUGCAGCAGGAAACUUUGGUCCACAUGAAAAAAAGACAGGGAACUCCAGAGCUUUUGCUAAAAUUCCCUGCUUUGGAUAUAAGUGAAACCUCAACAGAUCUCUACUCAAAGAGUGAAGUUUCUCCACCAUUGUUUCUCACAGACCUCCAACAACUACUGCUUUAUGCGACAAUUGGACCAGCUGCGAGCUUCAAGCCCAGGUGGUGUCAGUUGAAAAAUAGUAACAAAGUUUCUUCGACGUUUCUUAUUGUACUCAAAUCUGUCAGCUUAGCAGACUUCAGAAAACACAAAGAAUGCUUCCCAAACUUAAUCAAGCAUUUUAAGCAGGCGGUCGAGAUGAUCAGUCCAACACAGUUUGGAAACACGGCAGAGGAAGAAUUCUUCAGAGUACCAGUUAGUGUCAACCAUUUAUGGAAACUGGGAGUGACGAGAAGCAAAGGGAAGCAACUCAUGGCACAAAGCUUAAAAAAAGAAAGAGAUGUUCACCCGGUCAAAUAUGCAGGUCCUGAUGCUUUUCCUCGUACAUUAUUACUUCUGAAUCCUUUACAACUGGCUCAAGAGAAUUAUCCUCUUCCUGUUAAAACUGAGAAUGACUGCUACAAAGAGUAUGUUUUUUCCCAAGACACUUACGAAAAGGUUACAGAUCAAAGUCCGCUUUUUGGUCUUGAUUGUGAAAUGUGUAAAACAGCAGAUGGGAAAAAUUCUGUCACACGUGUCUCACUUGUGAAUGAAAAAAUGGAAACUGUCUACGACACUUUAGUGAAACCAAAAUAUAAAAUUAUUGAUUAUGUCUUCCAAUUCAGUGGAAUAACACCCAAGAUGAUGGAGCCCGUAACUACAACAUUACAAGAUGUGCAGCAUAAAAUAAAAUCCUUACUUCCAAAAGAUGCUAUUUUAUGUGGACAAUCUUUGAAUUUUGAUUUGGACAGCUUAAAGAUGUUCCACCCUUAUGUGAUAGACACCAGUACCAUCUAUAAUCUUUCUGGUUUUAAGAAUAAGAAAGUUGGCUUAAAAAGACUGACAUCACAUUUUCUUGGGAAGGAAAUUCAGUGUGGUAAUCAGGGACACAGCUCUGUAGAAGAUGCAUCUGCAUCCAUACAACUUGUCUUAUUAAAGCUCAAACACAGUUUAGAAUUUGGUGAUCUGGCUCUCUACAGUGGUCCACUCAUAGAUUGUGACUGGAAAAUUCCAAGGGAAAUAAGUAGUGAAUCAUAUGCAAUCCAUGGGAACAGGAAGUAUUUCUUUAAUGCUGGAGAAAAGUCAAUCUAUCGGAGUUUUUUUGAGAUAUUAACUGAAAAUGAAAAGAAAAGCCUGAUGAUUGACCGAGAAGUUGUGACUCAUUUUUAUGAAAAUGAGCCCAUGAUUUUGGAAAGUAAAACGACUGAUGUGGAAGCUGUUGCCACUGCACAAAAAUCUCUCUACAACAAUGAUUUCACUUGGUUACAGCUGAAUGGAUUUCAUGAGAUCUUACACACUUCACCAGACACACACGGUAUUAAGGAUUGUUUCUGCAUGUUGGAUUCACAAGUUGGCAAACUUCUAGAAAGUAUGUUUUCCAAAAUGAUGGUGGCUGUUCUGCUCACUGGUCGCAACAGUGACAAAUAUGAAUGUGAAAAUGCAAUGACUUUGGUGAAGAUUACUUAA